CAACAAUAAGAGGGGAUUAGCCUACGGCACUGGCUGAGCAGUCAGCGCUGCGUUUUGGGAGGGAGGAAAAAAAAGGAAUAAACCUCCUAUCAUCACACGCACAGCUGUUUGGUUUGGAUAGGGAGCGAGAGAAGAGAGAACGAGGGAAGAGAGAAGAGAGGAGGACUAAAAAAAAAAAAGACUGGAUAUUAAGCGCAAGAGAAAUGUUGGCCAAUGAGCAACAUUUAUCCAGUGCAGACCUACAGCUGGAUGGAUGACUGGCUGGACUUCAUUAAGCCAUACGACAGCACAGGCACACAAACAUAGACACACAUGGAUGGACCGCAAGUGGCUUUGAUGGGUGAAGAUGAACACUGACCUUAAACACUGACCACAAACGCUGACCACGGGACUCGGCACAGCCACAUAUGUGAACGAAAAUGCUUAAAGGAAGGACCUAACGACCCUGUAGAUUUGAACAGGAAAGCUGAAAUCUGUGAAAGAAACCCCAUCAGGACCUAACAAAGAUGCGAAUCCUGGUGAAUCCUGACCACAGGAAUGGUCAGCAGCCGUUUUGAGGCGAAUAACAAAGCUAAACCCUGAAGAGAAGCCUUUCUUAUUUUUUCCUGAAAAGAAAGAAGACCAUGUUGAUCCGAUUAUAAAGGCUAAAUGCUAAGAUGAGAAGAUCGUCUGGACCUAAUAACAAUGAAAGGUAACCCUCUACCUGCUCAGUUCUGACCAUAGGACUGGCCAACAGCUGUGUUUAUGUGAAUAAGAAAGCUAAAAGCCCAAGAGACGUCUUCAUGGAUCUACUGACUAUGCUACUUUGAACCAAAAAGCUAAAAGGAGAAUCCCCGUCUGGACCCAUCGUUUGACCUCAACAUGGGGGACACUGCAGAGUACCAGCGGCUCCCCAGCGAGUGUGAUGAGGACGAGGUGUUGGACGAGAAGCUGGGCAGCAGUAUGCAGUGUGAUGAAGGCACAGAGUGGCUGCUGGAGCUGCUGAUGGAGGUCCAGCUGCAGCAGUACUUCCUGCGGAUCCGCGAUGACCUCAACGUCACGCGCCUCUCACACUUCGACUACGUGAAGAACGAGGAUCUGGAGAAGAUCGGCAUGGGUCGGCCCGGGCAGAGAAGGCUGUGGGAGGCAGUAAAGAGGAGGAAAGCGAUGUGCAAGCGCAAGUCCUGGAUGAGUAAGGUGUUCAGUGGGAAGAGGCCAGAUGGUGAUUUCCAGCCUCAGCCGGCCAGCACCUUCCGGAAACUGUCCCCGACGCCCCCCGCGGAUGGCCAGCCACAGGCCCUCACCUGCCUUAUCAGUGAGAAGGAGCUGGAGCUGUGCGAGAAACUGGGCGAUGGAUCUUUUGGCGUGGUGAAGAGAGGAGAGUGGUUCACCCCCACAGGAAAAGUGCUGAACGUGGCAGUGAAGUGUCUGAAGACGGAUGUGCUGAGCCAGCCGGACGCUCUGGAUGACUUCAUCCGCGAGGUCAACGCCAUGCACUCUCUGGACCACCAGAACCUGAUCCGCCUCUACGGGGUCGUCCUCACGCACCCCAUGAAGAUGGUGACUGAAUUGGCUCCUCUCGGCUCCCUGUUGGACCGUUUGAGGAAGAAUCAGGGUCACUUCCUCAUCUCCGUUCUGUGUCAGUACGCCAUUCAGAUAGCCAAUGGAAUGGCCUACCUGGAGUCCAAACGCUUCAUCCACCGCGACCUGGCGGCGAGGAACAUCCUGCUGGCCUCCAGCGAGCUGGUCAAGAUCGGAGACUUCGGCCUGAUGAGGGCGCUGCCCAAAAAUGACGACCAUUAUGUCAUGCAGGAGCACCGCAAAGUCCCGUUUGCCUGGUGUGCCCCAGAGAGUCUGAAGACUCGCACUUUUUCCCACGCCACAGACACUUGGAUGUUUGGUGUGACUCUAUGGGAGAUGUGCACUUACGGACAGGAGCCAUGGCUGGGCCUCAAUGGCAGUCAGAUCCUCCAUAAAAUCGAUAAGGAGGGGGAGCGGCUGCCCAAGCCGGAGGACUGCCCUCAGGACAUCUAUAACGUGAUGCUGCAGUGCUGGGCACAGAAACCGGAUGACAGACCGACAUUCAUGGCCCUGAGGGAGUUCCUAGUAGAAACCAUGCCCACCGACAUGAGGGCCUUGCAGGACUUUGACGAGCCAGACAAACUGCACAUCCAGAUGAAUGACGUCAUCACCAUCAUUGAGGGCAGGGCAGAGAACUACUGGUGGCGAGGGCAGAAUAAGAGCACUCUGAAGGUCGGUCAGUUUCCUCGAAACACGGUUACCUCUGUAGCCGGCCUGUCAGCUCAUGACAUCAGCCGGCCCCUGAAGAACAGUUUCAUCCACACGGGACAUGGAGACACUAAUCCACACCGCUGCUGGGGCUUCCCGGACAGAAUUGACGAUCUGUAUCUGGGGAACCCCAUGGACCCUCCGGAUGUUCUGGGGCUGGAUCUGAGCGUUCCCAGACCCACCCAGCUUCCUGGACGAGCCAAAAAGGAGCCUCCCCCUCGACCCCCUCAGCCGGCUUUGCUCUUCAAGAAGCCAACGUAUGAUCCUGUUACUGAAGACGAAGACCUAAGUUCCUCUGGCCUGAGACGCCUCUCUUUAAAGAAGGCCAGCAUGAAAGGCCUCAAACUCAAGCCUUCUGCUUGGGUUUCAGCCACCAAGCCUGUUUAUGGCCUCCGGACUCCAGGAGGCGGGACCCCAACCGAGGUUUCCCUCAUAGAUUUUGGCGAAGAAGUCCCCUCAGCUACCCCUUCCCCCUCCCCUGUGGUGGAGACUCACGUUCCUACCCUUGCCAAACUCUCUCUGGAUGCGGAGAACCUUCUGGACGGAACUCCGCCUCAGAGCCCCUCUCAAACUCUUCCCCGCCCACUCCACCCCACCCCAGUAGUAGACUGGGACUCUAGGCCCCUCCCUCCUCCCCCAGCAUAUGACGAUGUAGCACAAGACGAAGAUGACAUUGAGGUCAGCUCAAUCAACAGUGCUGAACCUGGCUCUCCUCGGGCACUUUGCACUCCCACAGAUGAGGAUAAGCCUCACAUUGAGGACAAUCUUUUUUUGCCCAGAGGGCAAAGCCGUGCCAGAACCUACUCCCAGUCAGCCGAGAUCUUCCAGGAGCUACAGCAGGAGUGCAUGAGGCGCCUCAAUGUUCCAAACCCUGAACUUUAUCGCCAGAUUGUCCUCAAUACAUCUGAGGACAAACCCCAAAUUCCACCUCGUAUCCCAAUUCCUCCCAGACCCCCAAAAAGCACAGGUGCAGAAUAUGCCCGCUGGUCAGGCGAACUUUCUCCAGCCUCUGGGGGUGAUGAGGACAAAGUAUGUCCACCUCAAAUCCCUCCGCGAGACCCCCUGUCUCAGCCUGGCUCUCGCACCCCCAGUCCCAUGGGACUCUACGUCGGCAGCCACUGCUCUCCAGGAUCCAUCUACAGCUCUUCCUACCUCUCCACAUCUCCUGGUAAGCUCAUGCCUACCACCCAAAGCUUCGCCUCGGACCCCAAGUACGCCGCUCCCAAAGUCAUCCAGGCGCAAGGCAAGGACAAAGAAGCGACCAAAGGACCUUGCAUUCUGCCCAUAGUCCGAGACGGCAAAAAAGUCAGCAACACGCAUUACUACCUCCUGCCAGAGAGACCACCAUAUCUGGACCGCUACGACAAGUUCCUCAAAGAGGCGGACACUGGAGAAGAGAGGCGGAGCCUGAAUACAGCCAUGGUGCGGCCCAUGAUCCAGCAGCAGCACGGCGAGCCCAAAUCCAACUUCUCCUCCAAUAACAAUAGCAGUCAGCUGGGUUCCUCAGGCAGAGUGGGUGUUAAGAACUCUGUGAGCCUGCCCAGAGUGACCACCGAUGGGUUGGUCAGCAGGAUUGAGGGAGCCUGCACCCCAGAGAGAGUCAAAUUGGUGCAGGAGGCGGUGCACGGGGUGACGAUUGAAGAAUGUCAGACGGCCCUGCAGAACCACAGCUGGAACGUACAGAAAGCUGUGCACUAUCUGAAGGUGGAGCAGCUCUUCUGUCUGGGUUUGAAGUCCAGGGUGGAGUGUCAUAAGAUUCUGGAGAUGUGUGACUGGAAUCUGGAGCUGGCCAGCACUCAGCUCUUAGACUCUUACGGCUCAGUCAAACAGAGGCGAUGAGGAAAAAAUGGAGUGUUCUCGUCCUCCGCUCCUCAGAGACUGUACUGACUGAAGUAUGUUCUCCUGUCCAGAGCACAGCGGGACGGAAGGCUCUUCCAGCACAAUAUCUCCAGUCUCCUAUACCGAGUGCAUGACUCAUACGUGCGUCCCAUCGCGGCUAAUCAAGUUCCUCCAGAAACCCCUCCCAAGGUGCACUACUGAGUUCAGGGUUUUUUUGUUCAUUUUUCCUCCUCCGUUGGAUAGAAAGAGGCGGAAGACAAGGUGCUGCUGGUCCAUUUGAGUUGACUUUUAUUUUUUAUUUCGUAAAGAGCUUUAUUUGAGGAAUAAAAAAAGACGAUCAGAUGGAGAACUCUGAGAUCAUGUAUGUGUAGUGUGUGUGUGUGUGUGUGUGUGUGUGUGUAUGUUCUCUGAUUUGUAUGGUUUAUACAGUUGCCUCGGUUGCUUCAGUUGGUCUUUUUCAGUGUUUAUUUUGUUGUUCAACUGCAACAAAGAAAGUUUAUUGAGAUAAUGGAGCUUCGGUGUUGCAUUCUUGCUUUUCAUUUAGCGUCACUUUCCAGAAUAAUUCUGUUUUUCAUCUCUACCUAUUAUGUUCUAUUUUAGAAACAUAGGCUGCUUAUGUUCCUAUGUGACAAUGUUACUUAAGUGGCAUUGAAAAUAGCAUUUCCAAGUGCCCUUGCGGUGCUUGGCGCCAAGAGCGGAUCCCAUCAUUAAAAAACUAAAAUGUAGAAGCACCAAGACUGAACAAGAAGCCACUUUGUGAAGGAGAAACUGAUCUUCCUCAGCACUCAGUCCAGUUUCCUUUGGGCUUUCAGCCAUGGAUGUACAACAAGCACAACUGGGAAAGCUAACCUGGUCCACCUGAAAGCACAACUGCGGCCCUCCACAAGCUAAUGGAGAAGUUCGCUUGUUACUGUUUUUUAUCUCAAACUGCAGUCUUUUCUAAUCAAGUCAAUGGCCUUAAUGUUUUUUGGCAAAUUGUGAACACCCUUAAGCCCAGAUGAUUAAGGCAUUCUGCUGGGAGAAAAGUGCACAAUGUAUGCUGUAACAUAAUUGUUUCAGUCUACAGACUGUUAUAGUUAACAGUAUCCUAUACGCUACAGUGCAGUAGCUUCAGUUACUGGUCUCAUUUCAGACUGCUCAAUUCCAAACUAAAUGCCCAGCUGUCCUAUCUAUGUUCUUUAGUAGCUAUUGUGAGAUUGUACAAGCUUUAUUAAUUUUUGUCAAAUUUAAGGUAUUUUAUUAAGUAUAAAUGACUUUUUUGUAUGCAUAUGAAGGUCAUACUGUUAGGACAGAUUUUUUUUUUUUAAGAAUAAACAUGGUUGAUGGGCUAAGCAAAAAAGAUAAUCAAUUUCAGUUGUUUCAGCAUUGCUAGCAGCCUAAAUGAACAUCAUAGCCUACUCUGCUAGCUACUGUAAUAUGGCUGAAGUUACUCUAAGGCAUCUGCUAACAUUUUCCAUAUUGUACUCGCGAUAUACAACAACAUUAUUGCAAAAACCUAAAGCACAACAAAGCAGAGAGACUAAUGGGGGCUUAUCUGGUCUGUUGCUUAGCCUGUUGGAGUGUUUCAGUGCAUCGCCAUUUGGAUAUCAUAGUGCAAUCUGACAGUGUGGAUUGUGGAGAAUGGACUUGGUGUUGGAUUAGUUGGAUAUCUAAUGCGAUGGUUUGAACGUCAAAGUUUGCAAAGAGUCUACCCCAUGUCAACAACUCACCCCAAGCAUCCCUUCUGUCUCCCAGCUCUAGUGUUUGAAUUUUGUCGGAAAUAUUUAGAGAAUUUUAAAUCAUGAACCCAGUGAAUUGAAUCCAAACCAUGGGCUUAGUUUGAAGCUACACUAUGUAAGAUUUGGUGAUUUUUAGACCUCUCUGGUGUAAAAUGUGUAAUUGCACACAAUAUAUGGAAGAACAUUUUAUAACAUAGGUUGUGGUUCGGCCCCCUUCCCUGAGCAGAUGAAUCUAGUUAUUAGUACAAAGAGAAUUCAAAGAGAACUCAGUCUAAACUUGGUUAAACAGCGGAUCUUCUAAGGAUAUGAGUGAAUUAUCUGCUGUUGUCAUCAUAUCUAAAUCAGUAUAAUGUUGAUUUUGCAUUUGACACAUAAACAUGAAACAGGACCUUCUUUUAUAGUCGAUGCAUGUGACUUUAAUAUGUAAAGGUGUAUGACAUGAUCUAAAAAUCUCCCCACGUAACACCUCUGACUAUUUUAGGAUAACACCAGCACACGCACACCAUAUUUUAGCUUGCUUUGAUUCUCUUGGCUGAGUGAUGCUACUUCUUGCACACAAAAUCUUACAUAUUGCAGCUUUAAUGUUUAGCCCUGUCAUUGGGUGAGGCCGAUUUUCAUUCUCAGCGAUGUCACAGCCAUCUGCGACCUGGAGUCCAGGACAAUAUAGUUGUCCUCUUUCUCUCUCUGGGUGGGUAGGAUGUCCCUCUCUCACUCAUCUGAUAGCUGAUCUAACAGAAUUAGCAGUUGGCAUUCUCCUCCUGUUGAGCUGCUCAAAAGCAAUCUGAAGAGAUGGGGUUUAGUUUCUUGUCUCUCUGAGGAUGCAUGGUGCUGCUGUCGGAAGAAAACCUAGCAUCUCCAUUUUCGACGUUUUUCAGCGUUUUCACCUAAUUUGAAAAUGCCUGUCGUCUUUUACAUUGUGUAUGCAUUUCAUAUAGAAUAGAUCAAAAGCAGCAUCCCAAAAGAACUUGGAGAAAGUCUGGUUCCAUUGACUUACAUUAAAAGUAAAGUAGGUUUUUUCCUUCCCCUGUGAAGUUACCAUUUUGGUUUUCUUCUGACAACAGCGAGGUGCUAGCCUUCACCCUCCCAGCUGGAAUCGUGUAAUAGAGGGAGACCUAGCUAGUGGGUGGAAAUUGGCAAAGACUAAAUUGAGGCCGACCGCUGGGAUAGGCUCCAGCACCCCCCCACGACCCUGAGGGAGAAGCGGCUUAGAAAAUGGAUGGAUGGAUAAAUUGAGGCCAAAUUUGAGUAAAAUUCCAAAAAAAACAAACAAAAAAAAACCCAACCCAAUUACAUGACAAAUAGCACUCAUUGAUAACAAGUGUGACCUUUAAUAUGCAUAUGAAA
Pygocentrus nattereri (red-bellied piranha) is the source of this 7169-nucleotide messenger RNA. RefSeq names its product tyrosine kinase, non-receptor, 2b (gene tnk2b). NCBI's taxonomy places the organism in Eukaryota, Metazoa, Chordata, Actinopteri, Characiformes, Serrasalmidae. The record is from RefSeq and is a predicted model, not a curated record. Gene Ontology annotation, cellular component: extrinsic component of cytoplasmic side of plasma membrane. The coding region runs from base 862 to 4107 and encodes 1081 amino acids. Gene Ontology annotation, biological process: negative regulation of epidermal growth factor receptor signaling pathway; regulation of keratinocyte differentiation; protein phosphorylation. Gene Ontology annotation, molecular function: ATP binding; protein serine/threonine/tyrosine kinase activity; protein tyrosine kinase activity. The transcript has 15 exons.